AUGAUGAUCAGACGACUGAAAACCUGGACGGCUCUGAUGCUUGUAUUUGUAGCCAGCUACAAUUUCGACACAGUUUCGGCGCCUCAAACCGAUCUAACCUCCGCCACAGGACACAGCAACAACAGCGUCGGCGGUUCAGAAACUUUGGACGGUCUAUCAAAGAAGAACUGCAGCUUACUUGGUGCUACCAACAUUUCUCAGGUAGAAGAAAACGUCACUUCAACCGCACUGGGGUGCCUUGAAGAAGAGAUUGACAUUCCUGAAAGGCCUCCUUUUUGGAUUCGCGUUCGGCAUCUUUGGGUGUUGCACAUUUUCAACGUUGUGGCUCUUUGGUCGGUCGUGGCGAACAGCCUACCCUUAGCGGCUAUCAUCAAGCACGAAGCCCUGCACAAGCCGGUCUACAUACUGAUGGCCAACAUGCCAGCAAGCGAUGUUGUGGCUGGGGUGACCUUCGGUAUCGCGUUUUGCACCAUAUUAUUUUACGGAAAAGCUGGACUUCCUCUUCCCAAUGCUUUGCUCCGUUUCGUCUUCACUUCUUGUCUCAUCUCGGCCCUGUCCUCCGCCUACAGUCUGCUGGCGCUAACGGCCGAGCGCUACUGGUUCAUCGUCCACGGCAUGACGUACGAGAAUCAGAUCACCAACGAUAGAUGCAAGGUCGUUAUCAUCGUGGUCUGGAUGUGGAGCAGCGUGUUGGCGCUGCUGCCUGUGUUUGGAUGGAGCUGUACCUACCCCUCCCAGGUUGGGUGCAUCGAGUUGGGCGGAGGUUCUCAGCCCGGUUACCUGGUCAUGGUCCUGAUUCUAGUCUUCGUCCCAAUGGCGGCGAUCAUGCUCUUCAACCUCGGCGUGUUCCGGUGCCUGUGGCGGCAGGUUAGCGACAUCAGGCGGCAGGAGGCCGCAGUGCAGGCCCAGCCUACCACCAGUAGAAAAUCAUCCAUCACCGUUCUCAUCAUCACCGUCGUGUUUCUAGCCGGGUGGCUGCCGUGGUGUGUUCUUGUGGCCAACGAGGUGGCCUGUAAAGGAGAUGGCGGCAACAUGGAUCCGUCGAUGGUAGCAUCCGUGCUCCUGAACUCUGCAGUAAACCCCGUCAUCUACGGCUUUCGUCUGGAGGAAAUCCGCCGCAACGUGAAGCGUCUCUUCGUCGGCCGCGCCGUGAAUGCAUGGAGCCCUUAG
Messenger RNA from Branchiostoma floridae (Florida lancelet), 1170 nucleotides. RefSeq names its product G-protein coupled receptor 6-like. Gene Ontology annotation, molecular function: G protein-coupled receptor activity. The record is from RefSeq and is a predicted model, not a curated record. Bases 1 to 1170 code for a protein of 389 amino acids. NCBI's taxonomy places the organism in Eukaryota, Metazoa, Chordata, Leptocardii, Amphioxiformes, Branchiostomatidae. The transcript has a single exon. Gene Ontology annotation, biological process: G protein-coupled receptor signaling pathway. Gene Ontology annotation, cellular component: membrane.